This is a messenger RNA of Eucalyptus grandis, 3885 nucleotides long. Its product is annotated as DNA-directed RNA polymerase 3, chloroplastic. NCBI's taxonomy places the organism in Eukaryota, Viridiplantae, Streptophyta, Magnoliopsida, Myrtales, Myrtaceae. Gene Ontology annotation, cellular component: mitochondrial DNA-directed RNA polymerase complex. Gene Ontology annotation, molecular function: DNA-directed RNA polymerase activity; DNA binding. Gene Ontology annotation, biological process: mitochondrial transcription. The record is from RefSeq and is a predicted model, not a curated record.
AUGCGUGACCAACUUGCUCCAAAUCGUGAAACCAUGCUGGAUGCGCCUUCACAUGGCGCUAUGGCACAAACCCGUUUAAGGGAGGUUCCCUCCACCCUCCUUCCUCCCGUUCCUCUGCGCGCGGCGCUUAUCUCCUCCCCCACCCUCCUCUUCCUCCUCCGCCGCCGCCGCCGCCGCCGCCGGCAAUGGCUGCCGCCUCCCCCUCCUUCCACCUCCUUCUCCCCUCCCUCCGCCGCUCGCCUCCACGCCUCGAAAUCAUCCGCCGUCCAAUCUCGCCAGAGGAGCCGCCUCCAUUACCAUCCGUCCAUCUCCCCUUCAAGCUCUCCCGCUCUCUCCCCUUCCCCUCCCCCUCCCCAUUCCCAUUCCCUCCCCUGUCCCCGUCCCCGUCCCCGUCCCGCCUCCCCCGCCGCGCGACUCGUCCGCGACAACUACCUCGACGUCCUCCACGACCUCCCCGCCGCCGCCGACUUCCCGAGCCCGGCCACCGAGCAGGCGGCCGGCGACCGGGACCCGCGCCCGAAGAUAUUCAUCCAGGACCCGCCCUGGAUAUACCCGAUUUUCUUGAAGAACGUGUAUCGGAAGGCGAGGCGGGAGGCCGAGCUGGAGCUGAAGGAGGCGGACCGGCGGAAGUAUAACCUGCUGCGGCGGCGGCAGAUUAGGGCGGAGACGGAGGCGUGGGAGCUGAUGGUGGAGGAGUACCGGGAGCUGGAGCGGGAGAUGAGGGACCGGCAGCUGGCGCCCAACCUGCCCCGCGUGAAGGCGCUGUUCCUCGGGUGGUUCGACCCGCUGAAGGAGGCGAUAGAGAGGGAGCAGAGGACGCAGCGGACGAAGAAGAACAAGGCCGCGUACGCGCCGCACAUCGACUUGCUGCCGGCCGAGAAGAUGGCGGUGAUCCUGAUGCACAGGAUGAUGGGGUUGGUGAUGGUGGGGCACACGGAUGGGUGCAUUGAGCUCGUGCAGGCCGCCGUUCAUGUCGGCAUGGCGAUUGAGCAGGAGGUAAUGGUCCAGAGUCUACUGGAGAAAGCUAAGAGAAAUCGGAAGAAAAUGAAUUUGGUUGAACCUGAAGCGGAGCUGGGCAAAGAUGAGGUGAUGCGCCAGCGACGUGUUAAUGGCUUGAUCAAAAGAAAAAGAUUUAACCAAGUAAAAAAGCUAGUGACGGAAGAAGAAUUUAAACCUUGGGGUCGAGAUACCCAGGCUAAGCUGGGAACUCGUUUGAUAGAAUUAUUAACUGAAACAGCUUUUGUCCAACCUCCAGUUAAGCAAUUAGUGGAAGGUCCACCUGAUGUUCGACCAGCAUUCAGGCACAAACUAAAAAUGGUUAACAAGGAUCCUGGGCAGAAGAUUUUGAAGAGAUAUGGCGUUAUAGAAUGUGAUCCCUUAAUUCUUGAAAAGCUGGAUGUUAAUGCAAAGCAUAUGUUGGCUCCUUAUAUGCCUAUGCUGGUUCCUCCAAGAAAAUGGAAAGGGUAUGACAAGGGUGGGUACUUCUUCCUCCCUUCUUACGCUAUGCGUACUCAUGGAUCAAGAAAGCAGCAGGAUGCUCUAAAGAAUGUGUCUGAGGAACAAAUGCAUAAUGUAUAUAAGGCCCUGGACACGCUUGGAAGUACCAAAUGGAGGAUUAAUCGAAGAGUUCUUGCUGCAGUGGAGAGCCUCUGGGGUCAAGGUGGAAGUGUUGGGGGUUUGGUUGAGAGACAUGAUCUUCCUUUGCCAGAUAAGGAUGUUUCCGGGGAUUGCGAAGAGCUUGAACUGUGGAAGUGGAUACGGAAAGCAAAGAAGGUUAACAGAGAGAGGCAUGCUCAGCGAUGCGACAUUGAGCUUAAACUCUCUGUGGCCCGAAAGAUGAAAGAAGAGGAAGGUUUUUAUUAUCCUCACAAUUUGGAUUUCCGUGGCCGUGCAUAUCCAAUGCAUUCACAUCUGAAUCAUUUAAGUUCUGAUCUCUGUCGAGGAGUUCUUGAGUUUGCUGAAGGACGACCGCUAGGGAAGUCUGGGUUACAUUGGUUGAAGAUACAUUUGGCAAACCUCUAUUCUGGUGGUGUUGAAAAGCUUUCACAUGAUGGACGUGUAGCAUUUGUAGAAAACCAUCUGGAUGAUAUAUUUGACUCAGCAGAGAAGCCUAUAAAUGGGAAUAGGUGGUGGUUGACGGCUGAAGACCCUUUUCAGUGCUUGGCUGCUUGUAUUAAUUUGUCGGAAGCAUUGAAGAGCUCGUCACCAUAUACCACCAUCUCCCAUCUUCCAAUUCAUCAGGAUGGUUCCUGCAAUGGCCUUCAGCACUAUGCUGCCUUGGGAAGAGACAGUAUGGAAGCUGCUGCAGUAAAUCUAGUUGCGGCAGAGAAACCUGCUGAUGUUUAUUCAGAAAUUGCCGCAAGGGUACAUGACAUGAUGAAAAGGGACAGCAACAAGGACCCUGCUACUCAUCCUAAUGCUGCAUUGGCAAAGGUCUUACUGGGCCAGGUGGAUAGGAAAUUAGUGAAACAGACGGUGAUGACCUCAGUAUAUGGAGUGACUUUUGUUGGGGCACGUGAGCAGAUAAAAAGAAGACUAGAGGAGAAGGGUGUACUUGGUGAUGACAGACUGCUCUUUGCUGCUGCAUGCUAUGCUGCUAAAGUAACACUGACCGCCCUUGAAGAGAUAUUUGAAGCUGCGCGUGGAAUAAUGGGUUGGCUUGGUGACUGUGCAAAAAUUAUUGCCGCAGAUAAUCAACCAGUGCAGUGGACUACUCCCCUUGGUCUUCCUGUCGUACAACCGUACUAUAAGAAUAAACGCCAUCUUAUAAGAACAACCCUUCAGAUUUUGGCCUUGCAGCGGGAGAGUGACUUGGUUGAUGUUAGAAGACAGAGAACAGCAUUUCCUCCCAACUAUGUUCACUCACUUGAUGGCUCACACAUGAUGAUGACUGCUGUUGCCUGCAGUGAGGCUGGGCUACGUUUUGCAGGGGUGCAUGACUCAUUCUGGACACAUGCUUGUGAUGUGGACCAGAUGAACUGGAUUCUACGGGAAAAAUUUGUCGAAUUAUAUGAUAAGCCUAUCCUUGAAAAUUUGCUCGAAAGUUUCCAGACAUCAUAUCCAGCACUGACGUUUCCUUCCCUACCUGAUAGAGGCAACUUUGACUUACGGGAAGUCCUCAAAUCCCCUUACUUCUUCAACUGAUCUAACAUAUGGCUAGAGUAGAAACUUAUUCCAAGUGAUCAAAAGCAUCAAAUUCUCGGAGCAAGAAUCUUGUUUUCUACCAGCUGAUAGCUGGAGCCUCAAAGGAACCACUGAGUUGCACACAUUCAAGUUGCAAAUGGCAAAGAAGAAAUAUUACCAGUGUUGCAACAAAGUGGCAAUUCCUCGGAAGAUAAUGCUUUUUGAAUAUAUUGACAAGCGGAGCAGCUCACAAGUUUUACACAGGGUGGCUGCACAACCAUCUUUUCCUGGUACAGAGAAGUUAGGGAUCUCAACUACGAUUGUCAAAAACUAUCUCCCAAGAUCUUUCAUGAAUGCUAGGGAUUCUUGCGGAAGAUAGAACUCUUGCAGCGACACCGUCUGCAUACUGGAGUUGAUUGGAGCUCGUGCUUGUCCUGUUGUUUGAUUCCUUUGAGGAGAACUGCAAGCGGCUGGUCUUAUUUUGAGUUUGAUUUUCACACAGAAGGUGGCAACACAAAAAGGAGGUCGACCACCGGCAGAUUUGAUGGAUAAGAUGGAUGGAUAAUACUUGCACAUAGAGACCAAGUCACGAUAGCUGUGAAAUAAAGUAGGGUGUAUAUAAUUGACAUAGGACAAGGAGCACAAAUGGUCUAAACGUGCUGGCAGUUGUAUGUAAUUUUUUGGCUGCACACUGCUUUUUACAAAUCAUUUUGCUAUUGUAAUUUGAGGUUUCGGUGCUAUUAUGGAGCUGCAUUGCCUCAU